AUGAUGACGUCAGAACCGACUAUUGGACUCUAUAACUCCAUAUCCAACUCGAACCAUAAUGGUCAACUAAAUCAUAUGUCGUCACAGCAGCAACAGCAGCAGCUACCCCCACAGCAGCCACAACAACAACAACAACAACAGCAGCAGACCACGAGUACAAAUAAUCUUGCACCUUCAAUUCCCCCGGGUCUAAUGCAAAGUAGUUUUCUUAAUCAGGUACCACCGCCAAUACCGCCACCGCAACAACAACAACAACAACCACAACCACAACCACCACAACCACCCCAACCUUCAUCAUCUGUAACGGGAUUACUUAAGAUUAGUAACUUGCCAGCUGACUUUACGCGAAGAGAAGCCACGUUGAUUUUUUCCUUGGUGAUUGGCGAAAUCUUAAGCAUCGAUAUUAAUGAUUUUCAAAUUUUUGCAUUAUUUAGAGAUAUAAACACCUGCUUAACUACAGGUAAACUAUUAGACGGUCAACGAAUAUUUGGAUUUGAGUAUCCGCCUAUACAUGUCGAAUUUGAUAAUACUACCGGUAGUAGUAGCAGCAGCAGCAAUGGAGCUAACAUUGCGUCUCCUACUAAUUUUGCCCAAACACAAGCAGCUUUCAAUUCGUUGAGAUUAUCACCUGCAACACAAAAUAUAUCACCACCUAAUAGGAACAAUAGUUUGAAUAAUAGUGGCCAGGCAUUUAAUCUUUCACAAACCCAAGCACAAGUACAAGCACAGCAACAGCAACAGCAACAGCUGGCCCAAUCUCAAUCUGGUAUUGGUUCUGUAACUAAUCCAGUUGUACCAUUUGAUAUUCUUCAGAAGAGACAAUCAACAAGUAACCUGAGAUCAAGGUUUGUUUUCACUGAUCCAUUUUCUUCCGAGCAGCAGCAACAGCAACAGCAACAGCAACAACAUCAACAUCAACAUCAACAUCAACAUCAACAUCAACAACAUCAGCAACAGCAACAACAGCAACAACAGCAAAACCAACAGCACCAAUAUUCAUUACAUUCAUUACAGUCAUUACCCGAAGCUCAUCAUUCAUCGGGCUCAUCUAGUGUACCUCCCACAGGAUCUGAUUUUCUUGAGCCAAGCGGGAAAUCAAUUUUACUCAUGGAAUCACAAAAUGAUGCAAGAGACUAUGAAAAUUUGGUGAGAGAUUCAUGGUCAAGUCAGCCUACUGGUUCAAAUAUUGCAACAAAGAAAAGUCCCAUUGUUCAUCCUAACGCAGAUUGGUUUUCUUCUAGCAGUAAUGCCAACGGUACAAAUAUGGUAUUAUCGGCUCCUCCAGAUAGGCGUCGCGUGUCAUCAUCUUUUUUCAAUCCACAACAGCCUCAACCUCAACAGUCUCAACAGUCUCAGCAGUCUCAGUCUCAACAAGGGUCAACUCAGGGGCAGCAUAGUAAUUCAGUAGGGAUUAAUUUGCAACUGGGUGCUUGUACGACUGGAUUGAGACAACAGACUCUAGUACAACAAGAAUAUCAACAGAAAGGGCCACAAACUGUGACUCUACAUUACAGUCAACCGACUCAAAAGAGAUCCACAUCUCCUACACAGCAGCAACAGCAACAACAGCAGCCGCAACAACAACAACAACAACAGCAACAACAACAACAACAACAACAGCAACAACAACAACAGUCACAACAACAACAACAACAGUCACAACAGCCGCAGCAGCAGCCGCAGCAGCCACAGCAGCCGCAACAACAACAACAACAACAACAACAACACUCAAAUUCCUCAACAACACGCGUCAAUACAUCUUCUUCUUCUACAUCUUCAUCCAAAGAAGCCAUUCCAGAUUUGUCUCUUUUGGCAAGAGUUCCACCACCAGCAAACCCAGCAGAUCAAAAUCCACCAUGUAAUACUUUGUACGUUGGUAAUUUGCCUCCUGAUGCCACUGAAGCUGAAUUGCGUACUCUAUUUGCUCCACAAAAGGGAUUCAGGAGAUUAUCGUUUCGUACAAAGAACUCAACCAAUGGAUCUUCUUCAACCACGGGUAACAACGCAACAGGGGGGUCUACACAUAAUCAUGGACCCAUGUGUUUUGUUGAGUUUGAGGAUGUUGCACAUGCCACCAGAGCAUUGGCUGAAUUAUAUGGGAGUGCAUUGCCUCGACCUAAUCCUAACAGCAAUGGCAAAGGAGGUAUUAGGUUAAGUUUUUCUAAAAAUCCAUUAGGAGUAAGAGGUCCUGGAAACAUGAGGAGGACCAGCACUAAUCCAUUACUUCAACAAGGACAACUAUUGAAUAAUGAACAGGGACUGGUUACUAAUGGAGGUUCAACCUAUGUUGGAUACAACUACUCAAAGUAA
Molecule: messenger RNA, 2310 nt
Organism: Lodderomyces oxycetoniae
Lineage: Eukaryota; Fungi; Ascomycota; Pichiomycetes; Serinales; Debaryomycetaceae
Gene: WHI3
Product: mRNA-binding protein
Exons: 1
Coding region: 1-2310 (769 amino acids)
Molecular function (GO): RNA binding
Source: RefSeq, a predicted model, not a curated record